AUGAAGUUCACCACCAUCAUCGGCCUUUUCGGUCUCGCCCAGCUCGUCCUUUGUGAUAAACGCGGUAGCUACACCGUCCCCGGCCUAGGAGAGCGCAAGCAAGCCCUCCUCAAGGCAGGCGGAAACACCAUGGAUAUGGCGAUUGCCAUGCUAGAGAGUGACCACAUGAAAGCCGACUACGUCUACGGCGACGGCAAGUCCGGCGACGCGACCAACUUUGGCAUCUUCAAGCAGAACUGGAUGAUGCUGCGUACCUCCGCCCGGGAUUUCCAGGGUCAGUCUGUUGAGCAGGUGUCCAAUGGGGCUGUCUUGAACCACAACCUGAAGAAAGAUGUCAAGGCCCGCCAUGACGGGGAGAAGCACUAUGGCUUUGAUACCUGGUUUGCAGGCCACCGCAAUGGAGCUUCUGGACUGCAGAAUCCGCACACGGAUGAUAUAAAUACAUAUAAAAGUGCCGUUCAGUGGAUCAAGCAGCAGAUUGAGAGUGAUCCCAAGUAUCAGAAGGAUGAUACCAGGUUCUAUGUUGAUGUUAUGGCAAUCUAG
Aspergillus udagawae is the source of this 543-nucleotide messenger RNA. Its product is annotated as glycoside hydrolase family 134 protein. The coding region runs from base 1 to 543 and encodes 180 amino acids. Lineage: Eukaryota; Fungi; Ascomycota; Eurotiomycetes; Eurotiales; Aspergillaceae. The transcript has 4 exons. The record is from RefSeq and is a predicted model, not a curated record.